Manihot esculenta (cassava) is the source of this 2133-nucleotide messenger RNA. Its product is annotated as L-type lectin-domain containing receptor kinase IX.2. Gene Ontology annotation, molecular function: ATP binding; carbohydrate binding; protein kinase activity. Bases 8 to 1873 code for a protein of 621 amino acids. NCBI's taxonomy places the organism in Eukaryota, Viridiplantae, Streptophyta, Magnoliopsida, Malpighiales, Euphorbiaceae. Gene Ontology annotation, biological process: protein phosphorylation. Gene Ontology annotation, cellular component: plasma membrane. The record is from RefSeq and is a predicted model, not a curated record. The transcript is spliced from 2 exons.
CACAACCAUGGAUAUCCACCACUUGCAUCUUCAAUCCUCUAAAAACCUGUCUUUCUGCAUAUUCAUCAGCUUACUCUUGUUAACAUUCUUCCUUCUCAAAGUCCAAUCUUCCAUUGAAACAACCUCUUUUAGCUUUAACCAAUUCAGCCCAGAUAUGACUGAGAUUAACUUCGAGGGACAAGCAUAUGCCGAAGAAACAAGCAUUCAACUCACCAACAGCUUUAAUAAGUUGAGUGCCGAAGAUGAUAACAAUGUUGGUCGAGCCACAUAUUACAAGCCAAUUCACCUUUGGGACGACAAGUCUGGGAAUAUUGCGGACUUCACAACUUAUUUUUCCUUUAUAAUCAAUUCCCACGGUAAUGAGAGCAGAGGCAAUGGAUUUGCUUUCUUCCUCACCAACAAGGGUUCUAAACUUCCGCCUUUGUCAGGAGAGGGACGUCUUGGCCUUUUGAGCUAUAACAGUGUCACACCUCCAUUUGUUGCUGUGGAAUUUGACACUCGCAAUUCUUUCUGGGAUCCUGUAGAUGGAGACGAACAUAUAGGCUUCUCAGCAUCCACUGCCAUAUAUAAGUUCGAGGAGCAUGAGAUACUCGAGUGGAAUUUUAACUCAACCUUGCAACUCGAUGAAAAUUUCACCAACCACACUGGCACAGGAGGGGCCAUGAGUCCCAUCGCACGUAUCUCUACAAAAGGAAAGAACAAAGGAUGGAUAUUGGUUGUCUUGGGUAGUAUUGGCGCACUAGUUUUGGUUUCGUCAGUUUUGGGUCUGCUUUGGUGUGGCCAUCGCAAGAAAAGGAGAUCAAGACGGACAGAGGAUGAUGAGCCUGGCAAGGCAAAUGACGAUUUCGAGAGGGAGGACCGACCGAGGAGCUUUUCCUACGAGGAAUUGGUUACUGCUACCAAUAACUUUGCUAGCGAAAGACUUCUUGGGAAGGGAGGUUUUGGAAGGGUAUAUAUUGGUAUGUUGAGCGAAAAUUCCUGUGUUGCUGUGAAGAAGAUUAUCACUUCAGAUUCUCAUCAGGGUUUUAAAGCUUACGUAUCAGAAGUGAAAGCUAUCAGCCGAUCGAGGCACAGGAACUUGGUUCAACUUAUUGGCUGGUGCCGCAACAAGCAAGAACUUUUCAUUGUAUAUGAGUUCAUGCCAAAUAAGAGCUUAGAUUUCCAUCUUUUUAACAAAACAGGCUUGUUGACAUGGGAGAGGAGAAAUAGCAUAGCUUUGGGCUUGGCCUCAGCUCUGCUUUACCUGCAAGAAGAAUGUGAACAAUGUGUACUGCAUCGAGAUAUCAAGUCAAGCAAUGUCUUGCUAGAUUCUAACUUCAAUGCUAAGCUGGGUGAUUUUGGGCUGGCUACGUUCGUGGAACACGGCCAAGGAUCAGACACUACGAGGUUGAUCGGAACAGACGGGUAUGUAGCUCCGGAGUAUCUGCUGACUAGCACGGCUACCAAAGAAUCAGAUGUCUAUAGUUUUGGUGUAGUUGCUUUAGAAAUAGCAAGUGGAAGGCCUGCUUCAAAAGCAGUAAUUAAUGAAAAUGGUGAAAGAUGUCAGGGGAAAUUGGUGGCUUGGGUCUGGGAGCAGUAUCGAAGAGGAAAUAUUUUUGCAGCAGCCGAUCCACAACUACACCAAAAUUAUGAUCGGGAGGAGAUGGAAAGAUUGAUUGUUCUUGGGCUUGCUUGUGCUCAUCCAAAUCAUUCUCUUCGUCCAUCAAUUAGGGAAGCUCUUGAUAUACUCAAUGCCAAAGCUCCAUUGCCCAAAUUGCCAUUAGAUAUGCCUAUUGCUACUUAUCAACUCAACAUGAAUGCAAUUUCUGAAUCUUCAUCCAUUGAUGCUGGUGUCUCUGAGACGAAGUUUUCUGGGUCAAGUGUCAACUCUUAGUCCUUAAACUCUGCAGCAUCUGUUUCUACUUAGUUUUCUAGAUGUGCUAUAAUUAAUCUAGCUUUCUGUGACGUGUUUGGUUCUGUGUUUUCCUUUCAUUAGUUUCAUUGCAAACUUCUUGGUGGGUAUUCUAGUCAAAAUUAUCCUUGCUUCUCCUUCUCCUUCUCCAUGCAUGAUAUACAAAUUUAUCCUUUAAUUUUUUUUUGUCUUUUUCAGAAAACGUAUUAUCUAGAUUGUAACGAUUACGAAGUUGAAAUGCA